This is a messenger RNA of Drosophila persimilis, 1918 nucleotides long. RefSeq lists its product as uncharacterized. Gene Ontology annotation, cellular component: BLOC-3 complex. Gene Ontology annotation, molecular function: guanyl-nucleotide exchange factor activity. The transcript has a single exon. Gene Ontology annotation, biological process: vesicle-mediated transport. NCBI's taxonomy places the organism in Eukaryota, Metazoa, Arthropoda, Insecta, Diptera, Drosophilidae. Bases 18 to 1814 code for a protein of 598 amino acids. The record is from RefSeq and is a predicted model, not a curated record.
AAUUAAAUGAUGAUAAAAUGAACGGCUUAAUCGUAUUUAACAGCGGCAACGAUGUUGUCUAUCAAAAACUGAACGCUCCACUGACCGAGAAAAUCUGCGAUGUGGCCGUCACUCAAGGUCUGCUGGAGUCUGCCCCCGAUCCCAGCUGUCCGAUUAACAGUAACAUCCUGGUGCAAAUCUUCAGCCCCAUCAUCAGCUCGCAAAAGAUAAUGCAAUGCCAGUUUGACAACGCGUACUCCAGCUUCCAGUGCGAAAAGGGAUUCAAUUUGGUUUUUGGGGAACUUUUGGGAUUUACCUUCCUGAAGAUUGGACACAUGCCAGUCGACACGCUGACGCGACAGAUGGGCGUAGCAAUCACUCUAUCGCGCUAUUGCUAUGGAGCGAACAUCUUUGGGGCCCAGGCAGGGCAACAGGAGCUGCUGACGCAGUGCCUCGAGUGCUACGAAACAUUGCUUUCACAGGAAGAGCAGGCAUAUUUAAUCGAGGCCAUACCCAAGCUGGUGAUCAACAAGGAACUAAAGAGAACAAUUCACUUGACACUUGAUGCUACGCUGGAGCAGCUGCGCCAGGACGGACUACCCCGGGCCCAUGUCCUGCUGAUGGUCUCCAACAAACUGGUAGCCGUCAAUAGCACCAAACACGCAGUGCUGCUGGCUGCAUCCGAUCUUCUUUUUCUGAGCAUUUUGUCACGGGCGCUUGAGUCUCUGAAUUCUCCAUCGCAAAGUGCUGUGCCGGUCUUUCUGCAAGGCGCUUCCCACGACGAGAACUCUGGAUGUGUACCCACCAUUGUGCACAUUUCCCGCUUGCAUGGCAACCAGGUGCUCCUCCAGGUCAUCGAGUACGCGAAUAUGCCGCUAACCAGUUGCAUCUACGACUGCUUCUUUGUGGUGCAAAAAAUCAAUACAGUGCACCAACAAGGAGACUCGGACGCUUUGAAGCCAGCCUUUGAAAAUUUGGAGCCCUUUAUUGUACAAACUUUUGCUGCCCUGAAGCGGCAUUUGAAACAGACGUGUGGCGACUUGAAUGAAUUGGAGAGCUGCAUUAAAAAGUUUACUGCUAAGUGGGAAAAUCUUCGCAAAAUGUACAUGGAGUACUUUAAAAACUUUGAGCGGGAGCUGCUUGUGAGGAUUGAGUCGAACGUGCCCUCGUUUAUAGAGGAGCUAAAACAGCUCUUCACACUGGCCUCGUGCGAUAGCUCAAGCGCGCACCUGGAUCACCUAUACGAGUUUGGCUGUCUUGUCGAGGCCAAGUUGCUAGAAUUUGCAGAGUUUUUGGCUGUAAAGGCUACACGGAAUAUAUCCAUUGAUGCUUACUUGGAGGACUUUCCCGGCCUGGUUCACUUUAUGUACGUGAAUCGCAGCAGCGGACAAAUGUUGGGCCCCGAUCUCCGACCGAAUCAGCUGGUUACGAAAACAAAACUAUGGAAUAUGGUAGAGUUUGCCCGAAGGUAUCUCAAGAAGGGCCAGACUACAGUCAUGUGGAAGGACAAAGUCUUUCACUACUCGUACUUCCUCUGGUUCGAGGAUCAGUCGGGCGGCGUCCUCAGCCCAACUCUGGACCUUCAGCACCAUUUUCUUGCAUCAGCUGCUUCCAGUGGCAGUACCGCAAAGGCGCCAACCGAGCCUGGUGCCCUCUCGGUGGACUAUUACUUUGAUCUGGCUGAGCUCUGCUUCCCUAAGCUGGCGCCUGGCAAGGUUCGGGUAUACGAGUUGUUCUGCAUCCAUCUGGGACUGGUCACAGCCACCUGCGCUGUAGAGCAUGCCCGACGUUUGGUGGCCACUAUCAGCGAUGUGGUAGGGGAGGAGACAUUUUAAAUCUAUAUGAAUAUGAUGCAUGUUACGUUAGAAAGCUUAAUAUUCCAUAAUACCAUUCCAGCGGUCGGGCGCAUGAAUCUAGUCAAUUUAUGGGACAUAUGCAA